CCUCCCCCCCUCCCUCUCCCGGCGCGAGGGCGUCACGUGACCCGGCGGCGGCGCCCGGCGCGGUGGACGCUGGAGGCCCAAGAUGGCGGCGGAGCUGGUGGAGGCGAAGAACAUGGUGAUGAGUUUCCGAGUCUCAGAUCUUCAGAUGUUGCUGGGUUUUGUUGGCAGGAGUAAAAGCGGACUAAAACACGAACUAGUGACCCGAGCUUUGCAGCUGGUCCAGUUUGACUGCAGCCCCGAGGUGUUCAAGAAGAUCAAGGAGCUCUACGAGACUCGCUACAACAAGAAGGGCUCGGACGUGGCGCAGCCGCCGGCGCCGCACCGCGCCGAGGCCCUGGCCCUGCACUCCUCCUACGACCGCGGCAGCGCCGUGCCUCGCCCCCUGCCCGCCACCAACAUCGACUACCCUGCCCUCUAUGGCAAAUACCUGAACGGACUGGGCAGGUUGCCCCCCAAAGUGGCCAAGCCCGAGGUUCGCUUGGUGAAGUUGCCCUUUUAUACCACGCUGGACGAGCUGUUGAAGCCCACAGAGUUAGUUCCACAGAAUAAUGAGAAGCUUCAGGAAAGUCCGUGCAUUUUUGCAUUAACACCAAGACAAGUGGAGCUGAUCAGAAAUUCCAGGGAAUUGCAACCCGGUGUGAAAUCGGUUCAGGUGGUGCUCAGAAUCUGCUACACAGACACCAGUUCCCCUCAGGAGGAUCAGUACCCUCCCAACAUCGCCGUCAAGGUGAACCACAGCUACUGCUCCGUGCCGGGCUACUACCCCUCAAACAAACCCGGGGUGGAACCCAAGAGGCCCUGCAGACCCAUCAACCUCACCCAUCUUAUGUACCUGUCGGCAGCCACCAACCGCAUCACCGUCACCUGGGGCAACUACGGCAAGAGCUACUCGGUGGGGCUGUACCUGGUGCGGCAGAUGACCUCAGCAGAGCUGCUGCAGAGGUUGAAAACCAUCGGCAUCAAACACCCCGAGCUCUGCAAAGCACUGGUGAAAGAGAAGCUACGCCUGGACCCCGACAGUGAAAUCGCCACCACCGGGGUCCGAGUGUCCCUCAUCUGUCCGCUGGUGAAGAUGCGCCUGUCGGUGCCGUGCCGGGCCGAGACCUGUGCACACCUGCAGUGCUUUGAUGCCGUCUUCUACCUACAGAUGAAUGAGAAAAAGCCCACAUGGAUGUGCCCUGUGUGUGACAAACCUGCCCCCUACGACCAGCUCAUCAUUGAUGGGCUGCUGUCCAAGAUCCUGACAGAAUGUGAAGAUGCAGAUGAGAUCGAGUACCUGGUGGAUGGCUCCUGGUGCCCCAUCCGAGCCGAGAAGGAGCGGAGCUGCAGCCCUCAGUGUCCAAUCCUGGUUCUAGGUUCCUCGGACGUGAACGGGCUCCUGGCCACUCCCAACGGCACCGGCGAGAACGGCAAAGCCCCGGCGGAUGUUGUGGAUUUAACACUGGACAGCUCAUCCUCGGAGGAGGACGAGGAGGAGGACGAGGAGGAGGAUGAUGAUGAUGAGGGACCCCAGCCCAAACGACGCUGCUCUUACGAGAAAGGUUUAGUCUCUGCCUGCUGACUGCAGCCACGGCUCAGAAUUCCCAACGGACAGACUUGAAUACUCUGGUGCUUAUUAAACUGGAGGAGGGGGAGAACGUCCUCUCCCACCUCAUCUCCCUCCCUC
Messenger RNA from Vidua macroura (Pin-tailed whydah), 1666 nucleotides. RefSeq names its product protein inhibitor of activated STAT 4 (gene PIAS4). The transcript is spliced from 11 exons. The record is from RefSeq and is a predicted model, not a curated record. Gene Ontology annotation, biological process: protein sumoylation; regulation of transcription by RNA polymerase II. Lineage: Eukaryota; Metazoa; Chordata; Aves; Passeriformes; Viduidae. Bases 83 to 1561 code for a protein of 492 amino acids. Gene Ontology annotation, molecular function: zinc ion binding; transcription coregulator activity; SUMO ligase activity.